CCCGUCCCCGAGGGACGCCCGUCCCGGUUCUCGGCCUGAAAUUCCUCUUGCUAGUCUUCCAUUCUGUUAAAUGCUUCGCAAACCAGAGCAAAGGAAGAGACAUGAAGAGUUGAAUUUCACUGCCUUGUUUGGAACUGGGUGGAAAUCCUGGAGAUGGAUCUCUUAGGAGUCUGUCUUCCAAUUGGGUUAGAUGCACAGGCGCAAUGGAUCGCCCCAGCUACCUGGAAGAGGACUAUUCUAGCCUGGAUGGGCUGGACGAUGACGUGUUUCACUCUGAUGACUUUGGACUUGCAGGUCAGCCUGGUGAGAUGACUGCAACUGGCUUUUUCACACAGAACCAGUCCUACAGCUGCCUUCUGGGGAGGUUUCAACUAUUCCCCCUCACACACUGCUGUGGUCCCGGUAUCAGGCAUCCUGAGCAGCAGGACAAGGCAACUCAAACACUCAGCCCAUCCUCUUCCAGUCAGGAUGUUAUGUUGCCUUGUGGAGUCACUGAAGAGCCACGGAGACUCUUCUAUGGGAGUGCUGGUUACCGUUUACAUGUCCCUCCAGCUGGCUUUGUGUUGGAUCCGCACCUCCAAGAGGAACCUCAGGAAGGUCAGCGGGAAGCACGUGCUGAGGUGCAGAUUGCACGGAAGUUGCAGUGCAUUGCCGACCAGUUCCACCGGCUCCACAUACAGAGGCAUCAGCAGAACAGAAAUCAAGUGUGGUGGCAGCUUUUUCUCUUCCUACACAACUUGGCCUUAAACACGGAGGUGAACAGGAACCACACUGGGCAGAGGGAUAACGGGAAUUUACACAGCUGACCUAUUCUGGAGUUACCUAAAUCAG
Ficedula albicollis (Collared flycatcher) is the source of this 831-nucleotide messenger RNA. RefSeq names its product Bcl2 modifying factor (gene BMF). Gene Ontology annotation, cellular component: myosin complex. NCBI's taxonomy places the organism in Eukaryota, Metazoa, Chordata, Aves, Passeriformes, Muscicapidae. The transcript has 6 exons. The coding region runs from base 204 to 806 and encodes 200 amino acids. The record is from RefSeq and is a predicted model, not a curated record. Gene Ontology annotation, biological process: positive regulation of apoptotic process; negative regulation of autophagy; apoptotic process.